Heterobilharzia americana is the source of this 635-nucleotide messenger RNA. The record is from the annotation of a GenBank genome assembly. NCBI's taxonomy places the organism in Eukaryota, Metazoa, Platyhelminthes, Trematoda, Strigeidida, Schistosomatidae.
AUGAGAGAUAGUGAAGGAAACCUAAUUAGCAACAAAGAGGAGAAACGAAGUAAAGGAUGGACCGACAACUUCAAAAGGCGCUUGAAUCGACCAGCAUCUGCAACUCCUCCAGAAAUACAACCAGCAGACGCAGAAAUACCAGUGAACAUAAUCCCUGCGACAAAAGUAGAAGUCCUGAACGCCAUAAAGCUGCUGAAACUGUGGAAAGCAGCAUGGUCAGAUGGAAUUCCUCCAGGAACGCUGAAAACAGACGCAGAGACAUCAGCAGUGAACAUGCUCACACCACCAUUGCACAAGGUUUGGAAGGAAGGAAAGGUACCUGCCGAUAGAUUGGAAGAAGGGCUAUCUUGUCAAACUCUCCAAGAAGAAGGGUGACCUAAGCCUUUGAAGCGACUGGUGCGGAAUCAUGCUCUACUACUGUCCUCCAAAAGCAAACAAAAUAUUAAACCUCAUCAUCCUGGAGAGACUGAAAGGAAAAUGCUGUGCAUUCACAGUUACGACCUGAACAGGCUAACUGGCUUCAGGAAGUACAAAUCAUGUGCCAAUCAAAUUACAACACAACACAACACAACACUACACUACACUAUACUACACUACCUUAACUUAUGUUACGCAUCAUCAUAGAACAGAGCAUA